AUGAUCCGACGCACCUUCUCCCGUAUUACUCGCACGGACUUCCAGAUACUCUAUGGGGCCUACGUCAGACCGCUCCUGGAGUACGCCAACCAAGUUGUCUACUCAGGACGUACGAAAGACGUUACCCUCAUUGAGCGUGUCCAGCGGGCCGCCACGAGAAUGGUUGCCGGCCUCAAGUCCGUGGACUACGAAACGCGUCUCGCGAUGCUUGAUCUCUUUCCCCUGGAGUACCGUCGCCUCCGAGGGGACCUAAUUCUUACAUACGCCCUGUUUGAACAAAGCUUGGCAAACAGGUUUUUUACCGUUGACCCAGCAAACACCCGGCGAGGACAUAGUGAACGACAGCCACUGACCGACAAGAACAAAACCGACCCGGGAAACCUGGGCAAAAGCCUCGAUCCUGUGUAUCAAUCCGUGAAUCCUUUGUAUAAAUCCGUAGAUUCGACUGUGCAAGCAUCUUGCCACAAGUUCGCGCACAAGCCAGCCGGUCCUGGUCAAAAUGACGCAAGUUCGGAGCUAGGAAACCAAACCAAUUGCAAACCAAAACCAACCAUUGCAAACCAAUGCAAUCAACUCCGGAAGGUUAAGGUUUUGAGCCAAGAGGAAUGGAAACGUUUGAACGCAAAACUACAAGGUGAUGAUGCAGAGAACGCUAAGCUUGAGGAAAAACGACUGGCGAAUGAAAAACUCAGACAGACCUCCCAAGAAAUGGGUUCCAGACAGAAGAAGUUGGACGAAAGAGCAAAGCGAUUGGCUGACGAGGAAGCAGCACGAGUAGCGAUCGAUAUUGAAGAGGCCAAACUUCAAGCAGAACAGCGUAAAGCUGCGAUCGAAGAGGCAAAACUGAAAAUGUACUAUCAGACGGAUCAGAUGAAGCAACUGCACUCCGCUCUACUUCUCACCGAGGUUUUGCAGGAGCGCAACGCACAGUUAGAGCUAAAAGAGUUGUGCGAAAGAACCAAAGGAGAUAAAGAGAAAGUCUUGGUAGAACAGUGGAAGCGAGAAUUGGCCGAAGCGGAACGACAGGAACAAGAAAAGGUUGCCGCAAGGCGUGCGAAAAAUAUUCAGAUCGCAAACGAACUGAAGGAACAAAUAAAAGAACAUAUCGAGGCAAAGAAGUUGGAAGAGAGUGAAAAACUGGCAGAGCGUGAAAUGUUGCUGAAAAUUGCAGCAGAAGAUGAGGAGGAACGCAAACGUUUGAUUCAAAGAGAGCGGGUAUUGGGUUUGGAUUUGAACUCGGACUACAAAGAACAAAUGAAGAGAAACCAGAAAAUGAAGGAGAUCGAGCGUUUGAAGGAGGAGGAAGAGGAAGAACAAUGUCGGAUUUUUGCAGCGGCAAAACGAAAAAUGACCACAAUGCGGGUUCUGAAAGAGCGGGAAAUGUUUAAGGCCCGCGAAGAACAAAUGGAACGGAUUAAAAACUUUUUGUCUGAACAGUUGAAGCUCAAGUAUAAGGAUGAAGAAGAGCGUUAUGCACGUGCAUCUGCGGAGAAGCAAGAAACCGAAAAUUUGAAGGAAGCAGAAAAGGCCAAGCUGAGGGCACAGCGAAUUGCGGAAAUCAACGCACAUCGUCUUGAAGAAAUCCAGCGUCAUCGAAAGGAAGAGGAAGCGCAAAAACGAGCCGAAUUGGAGGAGGUGCGCAUACGCAACGAGGCUAUGCGUGCCGCAAAUGAAUAUGAGGCAGCGUGCCAAGCAGACAGGGCGGCCAAGCUGAAGGCUCUGAGUAAGGAAUAUAUGGAGCUGAAGAAACAACAAGACGACAGCAAGAAACUUGAACGCGAAACGGAAAUCCGACUUGCGGGUGUGGGAAAUAAGCUGGCUCAAAAAGAGAGGGAGAUUUUCCAGGAUUAUAGCAAACGUGUGAUUGAACAUUGCAAAGCGAAUGGAAGGAAUGUAUACCCAUUAGAGAGAGUCGCACGAGCCCAUUCAUUGCUUCGUCCGGACUUAUCACCUCCUGGAGGGGGCACUGGUGAAGACUUGGGAGAGUCCAGCAACAAUACAGGGAAGACAAACGGUCAACGAGUACAACAACAACGUUUGUAACCAAGACAAUGAUCAGAGUCAAUGCAUCAAGGGACGAUCCUUUUGCUUUAUCUGAAGUUAUCAGCCAUGUACAAGGAAAAUCCAUUUAGCCAAAUAAACGACAAACGCACCAUGAGUCUAG
Messenger RNA from Opisthorchis viverrini, 2164 nucleotides. RefSeq lists its product as hypothetical. The transcript has 11 exons. NCBI's taxonomy places the organism in Eukaryota, Metazoa, Platyhelminthes, Trematoda, Opisthorchiida, Opisthorchiidae. The coding region runs from base 1 to 2043 and encodes 680 amino acids. The record is from RefSeq and is a predicted model, not a curated record.